This is a messenger RNA of Lodderomyces orthopsilosis Co 90-125, 2751 nucleotides long. RefSeq lists its product as uncharacterized. Lineage: Eukaryota; Fungi; Ascomycota; Pichiomycetes; Serinales; Debaryomycetaceae. Bases 1 to 2751 code for a protein of 916 amino acids. The record is from RefSeq and is a predicted model, not a curated record. The transcript has a single exon.
AUGAAAAAAUUGAAAAGUCAGGUUGCUGUCAAGGAUCGAGGGGAUGAAUACAAUGAUCCAGCUGAGGAACAUCCACAUACAGGGUCACAAUAUCAAACUCAACAUGUGCAACAACCGAUGAGACCAAGUGAGAGUCACGGCACUAUUACCCCAUCAGCAUCUUCCUCCAUGCAAACAAUUGACGAUGUCUAUUCACCAAAUCAGCAAAAAACAAUGUCAACAUCAACCUCAGACAGUAAACUAACACCAGAAUUUACAUCCCCAACCAAAUCAUUAAAGACUUUCUUUUUCAAAAAUAGACUUUCAUCAUAUUCAAUUGACAGUAUAAGUGAAGAACCCGAAUUGGAGCCUCAAGUUACCAAGGAACAAAAAUCAUUAACAUCCCAAACUGGCGGCGCCCAUGACUUGACUCCAACGAAAUCUCCCAACAGGCUUUUGAAUUUUAACCUUCGGCCAAAGUUUAUUCGCUCGAAGUCAUCAGGAUUGUCUGAUGUUGGCGCAAAUCCACCACUUACUCCCACUAAAUAUACUCCGACAAGUCGAAAGAGGGUGACUAUUGACGAUUUCGCUGAUACCGAUUCUGAUGAAUCUGGAGCAAGUAAUACCCAAGAGACGAAAGGUGAGCCAGAAGAAACUGAGUCUCCUAUUUUGCUAGACGAAACAUUUGACGAAUCUGUUAAUUCUGUAUUGCAAGAGUAUCACAAUAGAGAUUCAGAUGUCAGAACUCGAAGCAUGUUCCUUGAGUCUGAUCUAAGACCAAAGAGUGGUGAGUUGUCAUUGCAAGAGAGUGAACAGUUGAAAUCAGACAUUAUACGACAAGGCUCUGUUAAAUCAAUUGGUGCAAAAACUGCACAGAGCAGCGAGCGUUUGCCUACUGAUAAGCAACAACUUUACAUUGAUGCCAAAGCAUCACAAGAGCAAUUCAAACUGGGGAACGCUAAAGUUGAUCAGCAAUCACCAACCAUUUUCAAAAGAGUUUCAGCCCCAUCAGAUGAUAGCAGCCCUAAAACACCCAAAUCAGACAGGGAUAGUUCAGGCAGUGUUGUGCUGUUACGGUUCAGGGUUCAUGGUGAUCAAAUUGAGCCGAUAAAGACCAAAGCAAGACAUACAAGUUCUGCUACAACCAUGUCUCAUGCUGAUACAAAUAGAUCGCCAUUAAGGGCUUCAAUCACUCUCAGUGAUGAUAGUGAGAUUGAAGAUGCUGCAAAGUCAAAGUAUCCUGAUCCAACUGUUACUCCAAUGGCUACUCCGAGAGUAAAUUAUUCCGACAAUAGACACAGCUCAUCAACGGAAUAUACUAACAGGAGUUCAAUUAAUGAUAGUGCAAUAGCGGGUCUGUUGCCUAACACAUCAUCAAGUGGUGGCGGUGGUAGUGGUAGCCGUCACCACACUCCACAAGGACAGCCAUCGGUACUUCGGCAUUCACACGCGGAUGAUAGUAUAUCUCUUGAAGGGGAUGAUUAUCAUUUUGAUGAAGAAACAAUUGCCAACAAAACCAAUGUGCUCAACUUUAGCAAUACACAUACGUUUGAUGAGACCAUGUUGAAAAGUGAAGAUACCAAGCAUUCGAGCGUGGCUCGUUCCUCAAUGUCGUCCGGUGAAUUGCUACGCAACUUGGUAGGCAGCUCUUACGAUCACACUAGAAGCAGUGAUAACUCUGAUUCAGCCCAGCGACCACGAAGUCAAUACAGAGAAGUAGGAGUAGGGUCUAGGCCUGGAUCUAUAUUGGGUAAUACCUCUAAGCCAACAAUGGCUGUUCCGGAAACACCUACGGAUCCAUCAUCGGAGAAUAUUUACCCCAAUGUGCCAUCGAAACAACGCCUUCCAAGAAUUGAUAGUAGUCACACUGUCAAUAACAUGACGGCCGGAUUAGAUGCAACGAAUGAGUUACCAAUCAUGUUGUACAAGAUCCAUAAUAAGGAUUAUGAUGAGUCGAAGAACCGAUGGUCUGUAUAUGAGAAUCGCAACAGUCAAAAUUCUCAAAAUGAGGUACGAACUCGCCAACAGGCUGCUCUUCUGACUCGAUCAGGCUCUCGCUCAAAUAGUCCUGAUGCUGAUGAAGCCCUUAUAUCUAAGCCCCAAGAAUCACGUGUUGGAUCAAUAAGUGGGUCCAGUGAAGUUGGCACAAGAUCUGCAACAAGGUUGUCCGAUGCAUCUUCAAUGUUGAGUCAGGGUCAGAUUGCAGAGGGUCGACAAUUUGAUAACCAUCAAGAUUUAUCUAGUUAUGUUCCACAACCACAAGACGUACAAGGACAUACACAAGAGGGUCCACAGUUACAAGGACAACCAUUAGUGUUGUCACAACCAAAACGAAAUUUAUUUGUUAAUGAUAGACAGCCAUCAUCAAAUAUGAUUGAUGCUGAGAAACACAUUGAUGAUCACACUUAUAAAUCCCCCCGAGGUCAAACAUAUCUUCCUCGUCAACAAAAACAAGAAGGAGAGUAUGAAUCCACAUAUCGAUUCCUUCCUUAUAGCUGGCUACAAUUUAGCCUACUUAUGGUGGUUGGUCUAGUUGCCCCACCUAUUUAUUUCCUUACUACUAUUGGUUUAUUUGAUGGUAAAGAUUGUCAGCAUUCAUAUUAUAGUGGAAUGACUAGUUAUAAAGUCAAUCAAUCGAAUCAGGGGAUCUAUGUAAAGAAAUUUACUAAACUGCAAAAGGUUGUCAGUUUUGUGAUUGGAUUGGUUUGGCUAUUGAUUGUGUUGGCGAUGAUUGGAGUUGGUUUGGGUGUUGGUUUGACGAGAGGGAGGUGA